Pezoporus occidentalis (night parrot) is the source of this 537-nucleotide messenger RNA. Its product is annotated as heterogeneous nuclear ribonucleoprotein M-like. Bases 16 to 450 code for a protein of 144 amino acids. The record is from RefSeq and is a predicted model, not a curated record. Gene Ontology annotation, molecular function: RNA binding. The transcript has 3 exons. Lineage: Eukaryota; Metazoa; Chordata; Aves; Psittaciformes; Psittacidae.
CGGCUCCGUCCCGGCAUGCCUCGCGCGCGGCCCGCGGGGCGGGCUCUCCUCACACAAAGGCGCAGCGCUGGGAAAAUGGCGGCUACAGCGGCGGUCGGGGCGGCCACGGAGAACGCCGGCGGCAAAGUAGAGGCACCCGCGGCUGCCGCGGCGACAGCGGCGGCUCCGCAACCACCUAACGGGGCCGGGGGUGCUGUGGGGCCGCCCCCUAAGAGUGAAGGUGAACGACCAAGCCAAAAUGAAAAAAGGAAAGAGAAAAGUGUCAAAAGAGGAGGAAAUCGCUUUGAGCCAUAUGCUAAUCCUGCUAAGAGAUACCGAGCUUUUAUUACAAAUAUUCCCUUUGAUGUGAAGUGGCAGUCUCUGAAAGACCUGGUCAAAGAGAAAGUUGGUGAGGUAACAUACGUGGAGCUCUUAAUGGACGCUGAAGGAAAGUCAAGGGUAAGUGUUUGAGAGCUUUCUUCUGUGGAUUUUCUACAUGCCAAAUGUAACUGUAUGGUGGCGUCAGGAAGGUAGAGAGUGUGUAUGGUUAGUGGCUAC